AUGGCUGCUGCUUUGGAGAACAUGCCUGGGCCCGAGGCCAUACCCGGCACCGUCCACCUUGUAGACUUGGAUCAUUCCAUGCGAGCACGCCAUGCUGGCGGCCACGCGGAUAUUGUUCUCGACCCGGCCCCUUCCAAUGACCCCAAUGAUCCCCUCAACUGGUCUCCCCGCCGCAAGCUUCUCAACCUGAUCUGCCAGAACUUAUACACUUGGUUUGUGGGCAUCUCAGUUUCCACGGUAUACUCCGUCAUUGUUCCGCUGUCCAAGGCGUCCGGAGUCUCGAUCGGCACGCUCAAUGAGGGCACCGGUUUCAUGUUCCUCUUCCUGGGAUGGGGACUUCUCUUCUGGCAGCCCUUCUCGCAGCGAUACGGCAAGCGUUUGGCAUACAUCAUCUCUACUGUGGGAGGAAUUGGAGUGAGCGUGUGGAGCGCGUACGUCAAGAGCAACGGAGAAUGGAUUGCAAAAUGUAUCAUACAGGGGUUCCUUCUGGCGCCCAUCGAAGCCCUUCCAGAGAUCUCCAUCACCGACAUAUAUUUCACCCACGAGCGUGGCACUUACAUGGGCUUGUACACUCUAUCCCUCUUGGGUAGCAACUACUUUGCACCCAUCAUCUGCGGCUUCAUCGCCCAGUACCAGGGAUGGCAGUGGGUCUUCUACUGGCCAGCCAUCUUUCUCGGCGGCACCUUGCUCAUCCUGCUAUUCUUUAUGGAGGAAACCAAUUACAACAGGAAGGCACCGUCAGCAGCAUCCGACACUGAGACCAAAAUGGCUCCUGGUGGAUCAUCUGCUGACGAAAAAGCCACCAACGCCGAGCAUUCGGAGACCGCACCGCGUUUGGCCGAGACCAGCGAGGAAUACCCACCAGCGCGGACAUUCUUCCAAAAGAUGUCACUUUGGCAGCCGUCGCCAGGCCAGAAUGUAUUCCGGCGAGCCCUACGCAGCUUGCAAUUCCUUAGCUGGCCGGUCAUUUUUUACGCGGGCUUCUCUUACGGCUCCUACAUCAUCUGGUUUAACGUGCUCAACGCCACAGCCUCCAUCGUGCUGUCUAGAGAGCCUUACAACUUCUCACCCUCCAUGGUCGGCCUCAGCUACGUCGCCUGCUGUGUGGGCACUGUCGUCGGCUCGCUCUUCUCCGGCCGGUUCAGCGACUGGCUCACCAUUAAGCUGGCGCGCCGCAAUAGCGGUAUCAUGGAGGCCGAGCAUCGCCUGUGGCCAUUUGUCGUCUGCGUCUUCGUGGUGCCGGGUGCGCUGAUCUUGUGGGGCGUUGGGGCGUCCCGGGGCGUGCACUGGUUCGGCCUCACGUUCGCCAUGGGUUGUGUCGCGUUCGCCUUUGCCGUCGGCGUCACGCUGAGUAUCAACUACCUGAUUGACAGCUACCACGACAUCCGAGCCGAUGCGCUCGUCACCGUCAUUCUUGUGCGCAAUACUAUGUCUUUUGCUAUGGGCUACGGGCGGCCUUACAUCAAAAGCGAGGCUUCGCACCAAGACAGGGUGCCUCCCAUGUCCGUAGAACAUCCCCUUACUCAUCCUCCGCCCGCCGUCUCUAACCUUGCAUUCUCAGGUCGGCGGCGCCACAAGAAAUGUGACGAGAAGGUGCCCGAAUGCGGAUAUUGCGCCCGCGCCGGCCGUGAAUGCAUGUGGCCGUCGUCGGCGGACCUACUGGACCGGCGCUUCGCCUCGCACGAGCGUUCGCGACACCAGAUCAAGAAGGCCUCCUCGAAGCACCUCGCGACCCGUAGCGUCGCCGGGGGCGGCCACCCACUUUCGGUACCGCUUGAGCUGCGCCUGCUUACCGAAGCCGGCGCGGCGCACGGCGUCAUCUCGCGCGACUUGGAGAUGGUCAUCUCGCGGCACUUCAUCGAGCGCUACUACGGGCUGUUGCUGUUACCCAACGGGCACCCGGGUUUCUACAACGGGUGGAUCAUCGAGAUCCAGGAACUGAUGACGCGCCACAAGAGCCUGUAUUACUCGCUGUUGGCCAACGCAGCAUCGCACAUCCACUUCAUCGACACGUCAUCCACCAUGCAGGAGCUUGCUCUAACGUACUACUCCAACUCGCUCAAGGACCUGUCACGCCUGCUAGAGACGGCGGGGCACGAGCUGCAAAACCACAAUGGCAUAUUGAUGUCAGUGAUGCUACUGUACCUCCACGGCUGUAUGGGCAGAGGCACCUACAGUGAUAUCCCGCGACACGUCAACGCCGCCACGCGCAUCCUGACCAUGCGCCUCCUCGAGGGCCAGAUCCAGAUCAAGCGCCUCUUCGACAGGCUGGCCAUCGAGAGCCUCCUCUACCAAAUCUUCUUGGCGACAACCGGGCUGUGGUUGGACCCCGUAGGCCUUGACUAUGAGUUCAAUGCCGAGUUCUGGUUCCGCGCCGAGGACCUGCUCGAGCGCUCUACGUUCUUCCCGGACCAGCCGCGCAGUGUCAACAGCCCCGUGCUCGGCGUACCCGUGUCGCUAUUCCGGCUCACCCUUUCCCUUAAGCAGCAACUUCAAUGUCCCUUCCGACGUGACCAGGACACCAUUGACCAGUUGCGCGGCGAGGUUGAGAUGUGGGAGGCAGCGCUCCUCUGCAAUCGCGAGCUGGACGUCGAGCUAUUCCCAGGUGAUGCCGUCAAGAACCGCCAGCAGAGCUACUACCGCGACGCGCUUUACCUUUUCGCCGUCAUUGCGUCGGUCAUGUUCGAGCAGCUUUCACUGGAGGUUGAUGUUGCCGACGGUCUGCCCAUGGCCAUGCCGAGCGAUUGCUGGCAGGUGGCCAAGGCGGUGCAGAUCCUGGAGGCACGCCGCAACGACGACGGAUGGGCCAGUUGCUACAUGGGGAACUGGCCUACGUACACGUUGGGCUUCUUUAUGAGUUCUGCGGAGCAUAUUGACUUGAUCCGGUCCGAGCUGCAGCGGCGCUGGGAUCUGGUCAAGUUCUCGCAGGUCGCGCGUUUCAGGAAUGACUUGGAACAGACUUGGGCAGCACGGGAGCGCGUAAAAGUAAGUGCUGGCCUCCAUAACAGUCUAGCAUUCCGGCACGAGAAGGUGCCCGUCGACGGCAGGAUUUAUACCGUGUAA
Messenger RNA from Scedosporium apiospermum, 3063 nucleotides. RefSeq lists its product as uncharacterized. Gene Ontology annotation, biological process: transmembrane transport; regulation of DNA-templated transcription. The record is from RefSeq and is a predicted model, not a curated record. Bases 1 to 3063 code for a protein of 1020 amino acids. The transcript has 8 exons. Lineage: Eukaryota; Fungi; Ascomycota; Sordariomycetes; Microascales; Microascaceae. Gene Ontology annotation, molecular function: DNA-binding transcription factor activity, RNA polymerase II-specific; transmembrane transporter activity; zinc ion binding.